Mercurialis annua (annual mercury) is the source of this 2004-nucleotide messenger RNA. Its product is annotated as protein GRAVITROPIC IN THE LIGHT 1-like. Gene Ontology annotation, biological process: response to red or far red light; negative gravitropism. The coding region runs from base 355 to 1698 and encodes 447 amino acids. The record is from RefSeq and is a predicted model, not a curated record. The transcript is spliced from 2 exons. NCBI's taxonomy places the organism in Eukaryota, Viridiplantae, Streptophyta, Magnoliopsida, Malpighiales, Euphorbiaceae.
AUGCAGCUUAAUAUUAUUGCAACAAAUUUGUAUUCUAGGCAUAUUUUGACCUCACCCCACCACAAAAAACAAGAAUUUUUAUAGAAACCACACAAAUUGCUGAUCCGUGCACACAUAAAUAUUUCCCCUUGAUUCUCUCUGCAUAGAAUUUUCAUUCUUAUUUUAAUUGAGCUGUUCCUGCAGCAAACAAUUAACAAUUUAAUAACAUUAUGUGUAAUUAACCUCCCCAACAAUAUACAAUUUUGAACCAAAGUUGUGUUCUUGUCAGUUUUCACCCCUCUUUUUCUUUUUUCUACUAUUAAAGUCCCUCUUUUUACACUUUAAAACGAAAGCAAAUAGGAAACUCCUAAAAAGAUGGAUUCUGUGAAACUGUCUUCCAUGGCUCCGAAAAAGAGUAAAUUUGCACGAACGGUCGCAAAAGUUCUUCAUCUUCGAGCAGCAACUGGGAUUUCUCCCACCGAUGGCGUGCAGAAAGUCGAGUCCGAGGAGGUCAAAAAUGAUAAACUUGACACCAACACCACGGUUAAAUUGUUCAGCUUCGAUGACGAUAAACAACUCCAAAAGAGUCUUGCUAUAGAGGCUCUUCUGGCAAAACUGUUUGCGAGCAUUUCGUCUAUUAAAGCAGCCUAUGCUCAGUUGCAGUAUGCUCAGUCUCCUUACGACGUUGACGGGAUCCAAGCAGCUGAUCAACUGGUCGUUUCCGAGUUAAAGAGUCUAUCGGAAUUCAAGCAGUGUUACAAUAAGAAACAGUUUGAUUCUUUUCCUGACAAGACUGUGCUGAUGGCCGAACUGCAAGAGCAGAAGAGUGUUUCAAAAAUAUAUGAAAUUAUGGGAAAUAAAUUGGAAUCUCAAAUGAGGCUCAAGGACUCGGAAAUCAUAUAUCUUAAAGAGAAACUGGACGAGUCCGAUAGCUUUAAUCAAUUGCUAGAGAAGAGAUUAAAUCAGAGUGGCCAAAUUUCUGUGCCUGACAAUCUUCACCGGUCAGGUUUGAAUCCUAGCCAUUUCAUUGCAGUAGUUCGAUUUACGGUCAAGUCUAUUAGAAGCUUUGUCAAGUUGAUGAUGGAUGAGAUGAAAGCUGCUGAUUGGGAUGUGGAUGCUGCAGCCGGUUCAAUCGCUCCGGAUGUUGUUUUUUCAAGAGACGAUGAUAGAUGCUUCGCGUUCGAAAGUUUCGUUUGCAGGGAAUUUUUCGAUGGUUUUCAAAUGCCAAACUUUUCUCUUCCCAGCAAAAGGUACAAUAAAGAGGUAUAUUUUAAGAGAUUCACACAACUCAAAUCUAUGAAAGCAAAAGACUAUCUUUCCCGGAAGUCGAAAUCGAAAUUUGCAAAAUUUUGCCGGGCCAAGUACUUGCAAAUAGUUCAUCCAAAGAUGGAAUCAUCAUUUUUUGGCAAUUUGAGUCAAAGAAGCCUAGUGAGUUCGGGCGGUUUUCCGGACACUAGCUUCUUCGCCUCGUUUGCAGAAGCGGCAAAGCGUGUUUGGGUUCUACAUUGUCUGGCCUUUUCUUUCGAGCCGGAAGCUUCAGUUUUUCAAGUGAGCAAAGGCUGCCGAUUUUCUGAAGUUUACAUGGAAUGUGUAGCUGAGGAUUCGUCAUACGAAGCCGACCCUCCGGUCGCAUUCACUGUUGUUCCAGGUUUCAGGAUUGGUAAAACUAUAAUACAGAGCCAAGUGUAUCUAUCUCCAAUUCAAACCAAGCUUACUUAAUCAUUGAUUUGCAAUGAGUUUGAUCAUAGCUGAUUGUGUGUCUGUGAGAAUGAAAAAUGGACCCACACAUAACAUCAGAGAAUGAACUGGAUGACUUAGUCAUCAGGAUUGCAUUUAGUUUAGAAAAUUGAUGAUGAUGGUUAAUUUGUAUUUUGUGGGCAUUUGAAAAGGAAUAGCGAGUGGAGUGUUGGGAACAACCUUAGAUUUUGAUUUAUCAAUUAUGGAAAGACAUCCUUGCAAGUUUUGUUAAUAUUAGGUGAAUAAUAGAAACAUUUUGUUUAUGUAAAUAAAUAAUAGGGCUUCUUU